Durusdinium trenchii is the source of this 3114-nucleotide messenger RNA. NCBI's taxonomy places the organism in Eukaryota, Dinophyceae, Suessiales, Symbiodiniaceae. The record is from the annotation of a GenBank genome assembly.
AUGAGCUUCGCGAGCUUCGCAGCCUUGGCGCAGCCGUACCUCUAUGGGAGGCAGCACUUCACGCUCGAGGGCCUGGAGCGACAUCAGGCGGAGACGCGCUCGCCGGACUACCUCAUCCGGACCUUCAAACCGCGCCUCGCCGGGCGAGCCUAUUUCAUCACAGGCACAGAUGUCGUGAUGCGUGAGGUGGCGCGCUUUCUCUUGGAGUGCGGCGCGCGGGUUUGGAUGGUGUGCCAGAGUGAGACGGACCUGCACGAGGUGCAGAAAACACUCUUCUUCAAGGCGGGCGAGGAUGCAGAGGCGCUGCACCUGCUGCAGGGUGAUCUUGCUUUGGAUGCGGACGUGCGGCGUUGCUGGGACGAGUUUGUCGCUCAGUCGGAACGUCUCGACGGGCUGAUCCUGGGCGAGAAGCGCUUCCGGGCGGAACGCUGCAUCACCGAGGAGAUGGUCGAGGAGACCUUUGCUGCGAACGUGCUCUUUGGAACCUUCCUCCUAAGCUCUCUGGCGUUGCCACUCCUCGAGUCCACACGUGGCUCCCGCUGGAUCGCGGUGAGCAGCUGGGAGAUGUCAGUGGUGCUGGUGGACCCUUAUUCCACGGGUCUCAUGCUGGCACCGGUGAUCCACCAACGAGGCUAUGAGGUCAUCGCACUCUGGACCAGUCAGGUGGGUGAGAACCGCGAGCAUUUGCCGGAGGCCGCUGAGGGCUUUCCAGAAAACUUCCUCGCCGAGAUCGACGAGGAAGCGACCCUCACCCUCACGGCCGCCGCGCUGCGUGCCGUGGCCGCGCCCGCGCCGGUGGCGGCGGUGAUCUGUGGCGGUGAGACGGGCGUUCAAGUGGCCGACGCGUUGGCGGAGCAGAUGGGCUUGCGGGGGAAUAGCAUCAAGGGAGGCCUGGAGAAUCGGCGCGACAAGCAGGUGCAGCAGGAUGCGGUGAAGGCGCAUGGCUUGAGAUCGGUGCGCUCGGUGUGCGGGAAGGCCUGGGAGGAGGUCCAAGCCUUCACAGAGACAGAACCCUUCCCCAUCAUCGUGAAGCCCGUGGAAUCGGCCGGUUCGGAUGGAGUGAAGCUCUGCCAGACCCCAAUGGAAGCUGAAGCCCAUUUCCACCUGUUGCUAACCUCUCAGCGCAAGGCUGGCGCACAGGGAGCUGCAGUCUUGUUACAAGAGUAUUUGCAAGGAACGGAGUACAUCGUGGAUCACGUGUCACGCAACGGUGUGCACAAGACGGCCAUGGUCUACGUCUACGACCGCCGCGCCGCCAACGGCGCUGGCUUCGUGUGCUUCGGGUUUCGGUGCGUGGCGGCCGAGAGUCCGGUGGCUCAAGAGCUCAUCCGCUACACGCGCGGCUGUUUGGAUGCCUUGCGGAUCACCGAUGGUGCCACCCAUACCGAGGUGAUGAUGACUGCCACCGGGCCAUGCCUGGUCGAAUUGAACAGCCGUGUCAAUGGGGCCGCGGGCGCUUGGAUCCCCUUGGCACGGGCGUUGACGGGAUACACGCAGGUGGACGCCACGGUGGAUGCCUUUCUCAACGGAGAGGCCUUUGACCGCCUUCCAGACGUACCUGGCCCCUUCCUCGCCUCUGGAUACCUCUCGACCUUAGUAUCUUACCACGAGGGCCACGUGGAGGCGACGCACUUUCAGAGGGUUCGGGAGCUCGAGUCGGUGGUCUUUCUGGAAGAAAAUCUCCGACCGGGCUGCGCCUUGACCAAGAGCGUCGAUGUCUUCAGCCUCAUUGGGCUUUGCGUCUUGGUCCACUCGGACGCAGCGGUCUUGGCCAAGGAUUUGCAGGCCAUACGAGAUGGAGCUCCAGGGCGCCCUCUUCCAACUUGCCGUGCCGUGACACCGCUGCCCCAGGGUGGCCUAAGAGGGUUUGAACUUUUUGAGAUCUUCGCUUUGCUUUGUACAGCCUGCGGAUUUGUACAGCCGCCAGGUCUCUUCCUGAUUAGGAGAACCAUGGCGACCGCGUGUUCGGUCACGCUGCGAACGCUGCGGCCGCGCGUCCCGCACAUCCGGGAAGCGCGGCAGCCGCAGGUGCUUCGGAUCUCAUCGGAUCUCAUCGGAGAGCUGAGUGCAGGGCGCAAGCUUGCAGGUGGACAUCAUCUGGAGGCACUGCUGACCGCGCUCAAGCACUGUAUAGCACGGGCAAGGUACGGCGUCGCGCUGCCGAGCCUCUCCACGCUCACGGCCGCGGGCGAGGACUACAAUGGAUUGCUGAACUUUGCCUACCAAAAGCGCGCACAGGUGCUCCUGUGUGAGUACUGGGCCAAGCUUUACAAGGUCCUGAUGCUGAGUUGUCAUCUUGGAUGGGUCGACAACGAACUAUGCAACGACAUGUAUCAAGACAGUGAAGUGCUGAUGGAGCCGAAACGGGACUGGUGGUCCGCGGCGGAGGGGCUCCUUUGGCUCUGCGUGUCCCGUCCACGCAACCUCGAGUCGGGUGGCUUUUACUUGGACAAGAUCCUGCAGCCCAAGCACCUCGCAGGCCCAUUCUUCACCGAGGGUGAGGCGACGAAGAACAGCAUUGCGGAAUGCAAAGCUUUGGUGCUUCACUUGGAGGAGUGGACCGUUGGCCACCGACCAUUGAUGCGCAAAGGCGCCGGGGAAGCAGUUGCGGAGGAGAACGGCCUGGAUUUGGAGAGGAUCUUGGGCCGUUGGUACGUGAUUUGGUGCAUUGGAGCCAACUUGGAGGAGGGGGAGACCAACUUGGUGAGAGAAUACGGCUGGGAUGCCACGGAGUCCUUCAUCCUCGCGCGCUCCUUGGGCCGGAGGGGCGACCGGCGCUUCAUCUCGGAGGAACGUUUGGUACCUUUGGGCCGCAGCACGUGGUGCCGGAAGCCGCUACUGGGCCUGCCCAGCGGGUCGUGUCCGGACUAUGUUCUGCUCUACUGCGCCGAGCACGUCAAGGCGGUGAUCCUGGGCACCAGUGAUGGUCAGUCGCUGUGGCUCAUGUCUCGGCAGCACUGGUUGGAGGGUGAAGUGCUGCAGAAGAUGCGUGAUCACCUGGAGAAAUCAGGCUACGAUGCAUCGCGGCUCACCAAGGUGCCCCAGGAGUGGGUGGCCCCUCCGGGCGGGCGAGUGACUCGCCGCGGCGCCAGCCGCGCGUGGACGGCACGGUGA